This is a messenger RNA of Eucalyptus grandis, 3005 nucleotides long. Its product is annotated as F-box/LRR-repeat protein 25. The transcript is spliced from 8 exons. Lineage: Eukaryota; Viridiplantae; Streptophyta; Magnoliopsida; Myrtales; Myrtaceae. The coding region runs from base 1545 to 2879 and encodes 444 amino acids. The record is from RefSeq and is a predicted model, not a curated record. Gene Ontology annotation, molecular function: protein binding.
CUUCACGGUUCUCUUGCCAUAACCUCUUUCGUCUCCUCCCACAGGCGAGGUCGACGUUCUUCUUUCGCCAUCCAUUGACUGUUCCUUUUGGGUUUUCGAUGGGUCUUGUGGGAACGUGGGAGGAGUCGUGGGUUUGGGUUGCUUGAAGUCGGCGUUGAUUGUGUUGGUUUAUGCCAUUCGAAUCUGCUUGUGGGUGGGCGUGUGCAGAUUGUUUUGUUUCUCUUGGCUAAAUCCCGUGCGGUUGUUGGUUGUUGAGGUUUUUGACGGGUGGGUAUGAUGGUCAACGCUAACUGGAGGCCCACUCGACCGGUUGGCGGAGGAGGCGGGGGCACCGAAGCUGCACUUGAUGGCCGCUGUUGGAGGGUUCAGUUGCCGCCCCGAUCAGGGGAGAGGAUUGUCGACAAGAUGAGGGUUUUCCAUAGUAUGUAGAUGAACAUAAUUGCAGAGGUAAGGCCUUGUGGCUUUCUGGCAGGAAAACAGUUACCGGAUGAUCGCCUGUUAUGCUGGCGACAAAAAUUUACUUAUCCAGAGCCUGAGGAUUCUUAGGCAUCUUAUUGCUUGUAGGUUGUGUUUUUUCAUAUUAAUCUCAAUUUUAAUUUUCCCCAUUCCAGCUCAAUCGUGUCACUGUAGUUGUUGUAGGGGUUGAAGGCCCAAAGGUUUUCCACAGGAAACUUUUUCUUUGCCUACCUUGAGGUGCAAUGCUUGAACUCCCACCCUUACCACUUGUAAUAGGAGUAGAUGCUAUUAAUGCGUGUGGAUUAGACAUCGCCAAAAUUUUUUAGGUUUGUGAAUUCUUAUAUGUGUUAUUUUGAAUCAUUUCUGAGUUUAGCUUUCUUAUUUGGGAGAAAGUUAUUAAUAAUUUGUUGAACAAUAUGCGACUUCCACUGGAUUUUUUAUCUGUUAUCCAUUGAAUUUUAUGACUAUAUUAGGUUUAUGUAAUUUCAGCUCUGUUAUACACUAGAUUUUGUGACCAUCUCCAGCAAACCUUUUCUUCUGACCUUUCAUUCUUUUCUUACCCACUCUGAACUCCUGAACCUUUUCCAGCUCUUGUCUCUUCUGUUUUCCAGCUCCUGCGACCUCCCUAACCUCCAUUGACCACCAUGAACUCCAGCUAGCCAUUGACAAAGGCCCCCAUUGACAUCCCUUACUAUUGGAGGAAGAUAUCUUUGAAGAUGUUGAAAAUGGAGACAAAGUCUCAGAGUACCUUACCUAAUGCUUUGCCAUCGGGGAAUAGCAGUGAGGAAUUGGAAUCAGAUACGCAUUUGUGAAGAACAAGUUCAACUAGAAAGGGCCAAAUGCUUGCAUAUUUUGUAACUUCCUCCCACAUCUUUGCCUCAAAAUUUCUUUUUCAAAAGUUAUGCAUCCAAAAAAUCAAGGCCAAAGCCAACCAAUUGUUAAUUCCUUAGCUGUGGAUCAGCCUCAAGCAAAUCAACAGUGCAGGCAAACGUGCUCGUUUACCUCCUUCCAAUCAAGAUGAAAGGCGAAACUCAGUGGAUUACAUCAGUGAAUUGCCCGACGCCAUAAUCCUUCAUAUCUUCUCCUUCAUGACCACAAAAGACGCCGUCAAAACCAGCAUCUUGUCCAAGCGAUGGCGUUCCACUUGGACCUCUAAUCAGUAUAUGAGUUUCUCUUUACCCCUUGGCAGUAUCCUGAAGAGCUUCAUCACUUUCGUUGACUCGGUGCUGUUACGCUGCACCGCAAUUAAGGCAAAAAGAUUCCUCUAUGAUGGUCCUUGUUUCGCCUUGAUACAAUCAAGUCUUGAUAGGUGGCUCCAGUUUGCCAUCAAGCACGGUGUCGAAGAGGUAUCAGUAAACCUGCGUUACUUGCGCUACAAAGAUUUUCUGUUGCCGCGAAUCUUGUUCUGCUGCACCACGCUGGUGAAUUUGCGUGUGUCCCAAUGCUGUUUUAGGGUGUUUGGCACUGUGAAUUGGUGUUCGCUGAAGACAUUGCGCAUUGAUUAUGCAAAUUUGAACAAUGAUGGGAUGAUGAGAGUUUUGGGUGGCAGCCCUGUUCUAGAGUUCCUUGAGUUGAAAAGUUGCGUGGGCGUCAAGCACAUCAUGGUUGAAUCAAAAAGUUUUAGAGAGUUGGUGAUUGAUUCUCAUGUGUUUCGUGGUCGAGCUUCGAUGCUGAAAAUUUCGGCCCCACAUCUUCUCAGAUUGCGUCUAUUGGGCAAUUCUCGAGGGGGAGAGUUUAGACUAGAUGAAGUAUCUUCCUUGAUUGAGGCCGAGUUAAAUUUCAACAUGAAAAUUGCACUCAAUAAGGUUAAGGCUCGUGCCAAUCUUGUCAAGGGGCUUCUCAAGAAGCUGCAUCAUGUCACGAAAUUAGUGAUGGGAAGCUGGUGCCUUCAGGUGCUGUUGCUAAUGGAGGCGAGAGAUAUGUCUCUUCCAUCCUUAGAAUGUCGGCAUCUGAUAUUACUCGGCACAGCAGGUCAUGAGGGAGCUCCUGAGGCUAUAGUGAAAAUACUCGAAAGUACGCAGCUCUUGGAGAAGUUAUUCUUACAAACAACUUGCACCCCCAAUUCUGCGAUUGAGUUGAAUGCGGAGAGUGUAGGCCAUCGCGUCAUUGCUGGAGAAGAAUUUUGGAAUUUGGUAAGGUGGAGGAUCUAUCAGUGUUUGAUGCAUCUCAAGCAUGUUGAGAUUGUUGAUUGCGGUGCCAAUCUGCUAGCAUGGGAACCUGUUCUUUCCCUGCUCAAGUUUCUCCUCCAGAAUGCACUUUGGCUGGACAAAAUAGUGAUCAACAGUACCAAUUCCAAAUCAUCCCAAGCAUUUGAACCGUCACCGCGGCUUGAAGUGGCCCGGAUUCUUCUGUCGCAGUCAAAGUGUUCUCCAAGCGCCAAGGUCAUUCUUAGAUAUCCUUUCCAAGGAUGUCCGUCUGUGUAAACCCUGAUCAUUUCAUCAACACCGGUGAUUUCUUUUUCUCCGUUUUGUACCCCUAAAUUUUAGCUUAACAUUUUCAGGAGAUGUAAUUAUAUGUACCUGUUGCAAAUUAACCGAUUCGUUCUGACG